AUGAACACGAUCGUCUUCAACAAGCUCGGCAGCGCGGGGCUCUUCGAAGACGGCGCCGGCGAGAGGGACAGGGGCGGCGGCCGGCCGUACGGGGGCGUCCUGGACGUCUCCCCGCACCCGGAGGUGCUCAUCCCCGACAGCCCGUCCAUGAAAGACAACCUCAGCCUGCGCCACCGGAGGACCGGCACUCGGCAGAACAGUGGGAAGGUGAGACACAAGCGUCAAGCUUUGCAGGACAUGGCGCGGCCGCUGAAACAGUGGCUGUACAAGCACCGGGACAAUCCGUACCCCACUAAGACAGAGAAGAUUUUGCUGGCUCUUGGCUCCCAGAUGACGCUGGUGCAGGUAUCCAACUGGUUUGCCAAUGCAAGGCGUCGCCUUAAAAAUACCGUCCGACAACCAGACCUCAGCUGGGCUUUACGAAUAAAGCUGUACAACAAGUAUGUUCAAGGAAAUGCUGAAAGGCUUAGUGUAAGCAGCGAUGAGUCAUGCUCAGAAGAUGGUGAAAACCCUACAAGAAACCAUAUGAAUGAAGGGGGAUACAACACCACAGUUCAUCACAGUGUGAUUAAAACUGAAAGCUCCGUAAUAAAACCUGGAGUAAGACCAGAAGGGAGUGCCAAUGAGGAUUAUGUAUCGCCCCCCAAAUACAAAAACAGCUUGUUGAAUCGCUACCUGAAUGACUCAUUGAGGCAUGUCAUGGCCACAAAUGCAGCCAUGAUGGAAAAAACAAGGCAAAGGAAUCAUUCGGGAUCAUUUAGCUCCAAUGAAUUUGAAGAGGAACUGGUGUCUCCGUCAUCCUCUGAGACUGAAGGCAAUUUUGUGUACCGGACAGAUACUCCAGAGAAUGGACCUAACAAGUGUGAAAGUGCAGCUAACAGAAAGAGAUCAAACAAAGACGAGACCUAUUGGAAGGAGAUCAAUGCAGCCAUGGCCUUAACAAACCUUGCACAAGGGAAGGACAAGCUGCAAGGGACCACCAGCUGCAUCAUUCAGAAAUCGUCACAUAUAUCAGAAGUAAAGACUGUCAAAGUGCCACUAGUACCGCCAUUUUAAAGGGCGCGGGUCAUGUGUUUCCCCUCCCCGCCUACAAAUGGACAUUUUUCUUGCCAUUGGUUUUCCCAUCAAAUUGGACCAGGAGGUCUGGAGCAAGUAUUGGAAAAACAGAUACCUUUUAUAUGAUGGUCAGUAAAAAUAAUAAUAGGCACAGCCCGCUGGAAAGUUCUUUGGCACAAGCAGCAUGAAAAUAGAUGGGUACUUCAUGAGAACUUGGAAGCACUCCUGGUGGGGUUCCCAUUCAGUUCAGUGGUGCUUGUGCAGGAGAACUGCCUGACAAAAUUGUGCUCAAUUACGGGGAUAAACCAACACUCCCUCAGGCUGAAGUAUUUUGUUGUUGUUGUUGUUAAAUAAAAUGUAAAAUCAAUUCUUUAAAGGUCAUGUAAAUUAUGGGAAAAAUCCCUCCCAAGUUUUUUUAAGUCAAGCUAUUAACUUAUUUUAUUGUAUUAAUCAAACUGCGCAUUAAGCGUCUGCAUUGCUAUAACAAUAAGUGCCUUGCUUUCUUACAAUAAGCUAGAACGUGGGCAUAGCUCAAGACAGCCGUGCCUCAAAGUGUCAACGCCAUAAUGCUUAAUCUUUGCAUGCAGUU
Molecule: messenger RNA, 1645 nt
Organism: Varanus komodoensis (Komodo dragon)
Lineage: Eukaryota; Metazoa; Chordata; Lepidosauria; Squamata; Varanidae
Gene: MKX
Product: mohawk homeobox
Exons: 6
Coding region: 1-1056 (351 amino acids)
Biological process (GO): muscle organ development; cell development; regulation of transcription by RNA polymerase II
Cellular component (GO): nucleus
Molecular function (GO): RNA polymerase II cis-regulatory region sequence-specific DNA binding; DNA-binding transcription factor activity, RNA polymerase II-specific
Source: RefSeq, a predicted model, not a curated record